This is a messenger RNA of Trypanosoma conorhini, 2619 nucleotides long. Its product is annotated as zinc finger protein kinase. The record is from RefSeq and is a predicted model, not a curated record. Gene Ontology annotation, biological process: protein phosphorylation. Bases 1 to 2619 code for a protein of 872 amino acids. Lineage: Eukaryota; Euglenozoa; Kinetoplastea; Trypanosomatida; Trypanosomatidae. Gene Ontology annotation, molecular function: metal ion binding; protein serine/threonine kinase activity; phosphatidylinositol binding. The transcript has a single exon.
AUGAUUUCAAAGCUGUUUCGCCUGGACACGCAGCGCCGCGAGAAGCAUGAAAUAACCCCUCACGAUAUAAAAAUGCUGCGGGAGAUGGCUGCGACACACAACAUCACCUCCGUGGAGGUUCCAAGGUAUAGGGUGCGAGGGAACUUCGUGGAGUACGUGGUUGAGUGCUCCGAGAGAAACUUGACAUGGCAGGUAUUUCGCCGCUAUCAACAAUUCAAGUUGCUUGACCAGAAGCUGAAGCAGUUGUGUUCAAUGGGUUCCCAGUACCACUGUGAAUACGGUGUUCUCCCUGUGCUUACCGGUAGUCACUGGGCAGAAGUGACAAAUCAAUCUGUCGACCUUGUGGAGAAGCGUCGUCGACACCUUGAGAUUUAUCUCGAACAGCUGCUUGUCCCAAAGAACCUGUUUUAUGUGGCUAACACAGCUCUGUACAACUUUCUCCACGACGGGGAGGUGCCGGUGCGGUCUAGGACAAAUGUACUGCGUCCUCUCAUCGGCUUUGCAAAACCAGAGCCAUCGCAGCAGCAGCCGCAGGAGGAGAGGGGGGACGGAAUUGCCGCGUCGGAGGAAGCGCCCCCGAAGCCGUUAGACACUGGCGCCGCGGUUGGUAGUGCGGGUGGCGACCCCUCCGUGCCAACUACCACAAAUUGCGCCGCAUCGGAGAGAGGGAUCUCCAAUUCCGUGGAUUCGUCCAUGACGAAUGCCUCGAGUGGCCCUGAGGAAUGUGAUGACGUUCCAUCGAAGGAGGAAACCGACACCGAAGACAUCAACAUGCCGCCGGCCUCAUCUUUGUGCUUGCAGUGUAACGCCGAGUUUUCCUCCAUGUUGUACCCGCACCGCUGCUUUUUGUGCAAACAACGUUUUUGUCGAAACUGUUUGCGCCAUGUGGAGCUUGAGGAAGGGGCUGUCAGGGUGUGUGUGCAGUGCUACGAGAACCAGGAACGGCACAAUAGGAAGAUGCGGAUGGGAAAGGAUUCCUCGCCCACUACGCCAAGUCUGCAUCCGCAAGGGGACGUUGCUGCAUCGCAACCGCUACACCUUCAGGAAGGGAGUUGCUUGCGGACGGACGUUUCACUGUCUGACUUUGAGCUCGUCACAACGCUUGGCCGCGGCACCUUUGGCAAGGUUAUCAAAGUCAUCUUUCGUGAAGAUGGCCAGGUGUACGCCAUGAAAGUUUUGAAUAAGUGCAUCAUUCACAAGCGGCGCAUGGUUGACUACAUUAGGGAGGAAAAGACUAUUCUGGCAUCGUUGCCCCCGCAUCCGUACAUUGUGGCAUGCCACUUUGCUUUUCAGACGGAUUACCACCUGUUUUUUGUCUUUGACUUCCUUCCUGGCGGGGAACUGUACUCGCGCCUCUACCCAAAAUGCACGCUCUCCCCGGCGGACGUGCGCGUGAUUGUCGCCGAGAUCGUCUUGGCCCUGGAACAACUGCAUCGCUACGACAUUGUUCACCGCGACCUGAAGCCGGAGAACGUUGUGUUUGCGGCGGACGGUCAUUUGAAGCUGACGGACUUUGGACUUGCACGAAUGAACUUUUCCCGCCACCGUCGCUGCAGCUUCGUUGGUAGCCCGGAGUACCUCGCCCCUGAAACAAUUCGGGGGGAGCGCCAGACCGCUGCGUUAGACUGGUGGAGUUUGGGGGUGAUGAUGUACGAGAUGCUCAAGGGCGCAGCGCCGUUCCACGCGGCGAACAACAAUGAGGUCUGCAGUAAUGUUCUGAGCCUCGACCUCGAUCUCAGCGCGCCGUGCUUUACCCCUGAGGCCGCCUCACUUAUCCGGCAGCUCCUGCAACGUCAGCCGAAGCAGCGACUCAGUGAUGCGGAGCAGAUUAAGGCGCACCCUUACUUUGCAUCUCUCAAUUGGUCAGCCUUGGAGAAGAAGGCCCUCCCCCCGCCGGUGCGGCUCAACUUCGACGGCAAUGACACAAAGUACUUUAAGCGGGAAUUUACGGCGGAGUGGGCAGUGAUACGUAAGCCGCACGAGGUGAGUCGUGCCACGUUAGAUAUCUUGAAAACCCGAUUUAGCAACUUUGUUCAUGUGCCUGAUGUGGAAUCUGGUGUGUCGUCGUCGUCGUCGCGUUCCUCGUGCCAUUCGUCUUGCAGGAAGCCGCCAUCGCACCUGCGCUCAAUAAAGGAGGAUGCCGACGCGGCGCCGAACGCGCAGAAAGUGUUAGGUCUCUGGCGUCUAGUGAAGGUUGAGAUGGCGACAGAUGACGGUAAAAUUAACUACCCGUGGGGCGGCGAAGUGUGCGGCUUCCUCGCGUACUUUCCCAAUGGUGUCUUUACCAUGCAACUCACUCUGGCCUGUCGGCGGCACAUGCGUGCGCAGUUUCCGGAGCGAGCCACCAGGGAUGAACUUGUGGACAUGUACAACUCCUACGUCGCAAGCUUCGGGAAGUACCAGGUGGGGGCCGAAGGUGGCACCAUUGUUCACUGUCCCAGUGGUAGCCUUGCUCCAGGCCCGUCGUGGGGCCAGCAGAAGUACUUCAUUGAGGUACUUGCUGGAAAAGCAGAAGGCGGUGUCGCAGUACUGAAACUUUUUACUGCACCAUACAAAAUUGAGGAAGAAAACUUAUUAGCGAGAACUUUUUUGACGUGGGAACGUCUCGAAUCAUGUUAA